This is a messenger RNA of Neolamprologus brichardi, 1876 nucleotides long. RefSeq names its product YdjC chitooligosaccharide deacetylase homolog (gene ydjc). Gene Ontology annotation, biological process: carbohydrate metabolic process. Gene Ontology annotation, molecular function: deacetylase activity. NCBI's taxonomy places the organism in Eukaryota, Metazoa, Chordata, Actinopteri, Cichliformes, Cichlidae. The record is from RefSeq and is a predicted model, not a curated record.
GGUAAUUUCCCGUCAUUUCCGGCAGCGCUGACGUCAGCGUCGUUAGCCUGCGUGUGUUUUUGGAUUAGCGUAAGAUAAACGUUUAUCAGGCGAAUCACGUUUGAAACGGAUUUUUGUGACAAACCUACCUUAAUGGUAUGAACCAAUCACAGCUGAGCAUCCACGCGGCGGGUCGUCAGCGCCCGUGUUGAUUGGUCCGCGUCCGACAAACGUCAUUCACCAACCUGUGUGACUGUAGCAGCUGUGCGGCAGUCUGCCGGCGGAUAACUCGGCUAGCUGAAACAUUUGAGCCAUGAGCGUAACAGCACCGUGAGAGGACAACGAGCCGCUGCUGCUGCUGCUGCUGAACUCAGGACAGGAGCGAGGAAGGAGGAGAGUAGAGGGAAUUAAGAGUGCAGCAGAUUGAUGAGACGCCAGGUGAAGAAGAGAGACCAGCGAUAAUGCCACAGCCCAGAAUGAUGCUGGUGGUGACAGGAGAUGAUUUCGGCUACUGUCCCAGGAGGAACCAGGGGAUCGUGGAUUGCUUCCAGGCCGGAGGCAUCUCCAAUGUCUCGUUGCUGGUUAAUGGCUCGGCUGCAAAACAAGCGGCAGAUCUGGCUAAAAGACACAACAUUCCCAUCGGCUUGCAUGCCAACCUGUCUGAAGGCAUACCAGUGUGUCCGAGCCUCCAGCAGUCCUCCACGCUCAUAAACCAGCAUGGCUUCUUCCAUGGGAAGAUGGGCUUUCGCCAGGCGUUGAAGAGAGGAGAACUCAGCAUGAAACAGGUGGAGCUGGAGUUGAGGGCCCAGGUCGGGCUUUUCGUGGAGCUGAACGGUCACCUACCCGAGCACAUGGACGGACACCAACAUGUUCACGUCCUGCCAGAGGUCCGUGAAGUGUUUGCAAAGGUUCUCUCAGAUCUCAGGAUCCCCUACACUCGUGUCCCCGUGGAGCCGGGUCUGUACAGCUGCCCAUGGAUCCCAGCACACCUGCACAAGUUCUACAAGCAGGUGGAGAAGGAUGCUCUGGAGGCCGUCCCAGUGUUCAGACGCCAUGGAAUCAGGUGGCCAGAUGUGUACCUGGGACUGACCACCAUGGGGCAGAACAUGUCCGUCCCGAGCCUGCACAGGGCCCUCAGCUACGCCUUGGCUGCAAACCCUUCGUCCUCUACCUCCAGCGCUGUGCAGGGUUCACAUCAGCCUGUGGUCACAGCUGAGCUCAUGGUCCACCCGGGGUACCCCAGUCAGCCCAAGGAGGGAGGCUGUGGCGAGGGCCCCGACGACUUCUCCCAGUCUGCCGACAGGCAGCACGAGCUGAGCGUUCUCAAAGACCCAUCUGUGCUGGCUCUCUACUGCCAAGAGAGAGUGCAGCUGUGUGCCUUCAGAGACCUGUGACUGCCCUCAGCCUCCACGUGUUGAUGUUUGUAGUAACACGACUUUAUGCUGCCCUACAAGGUGAGACUGAUCAAAUUAGCUCUUUAACGAGUGGGACUGUCCAUGAGUCCAGUCUGAGGAUGGCUGCGACAGCAGCACAUGAUGCUGUGUAGACAUGUCUAAUGAAGGCACAGCGUUCACUGCAACACUGUUUUAAAUGCUAACUGAUAAAUCAUUUACUAGAAUAAUUAGCAACAUUUGCUCAGAGCUCAUCAUAAGUAUGUUUGGUAGUUUUCAUCUAGAGUAAAGGUGGAGCAGCUGUGUUCAUGGUUUCCACCUGCUGAACCGGAGCAGGGAUGCGUUCGAACUAUCUCAGGUCUGCAUGUGUGGAGCUACAGAGAGCUUUAGUAGCAUUUCUUUUCUUUGUAUUUCAAAGCUCAUAUUUUCAGUUUAUGUUGAAACAGUUUUCUGUCUGUCGUCAAACAUCAGAGCAGCUCUGGGGAAUAAAUGAUGGUGAACUUUUU